GCUUCACCACAAUCCGAAUCUUUUAACAAGCAGACAAACAAUUGGUCAAAUUACGAUAAAACCCCUCUCUCUUUUUGCUACCAAGAACCUUCCUACUUUCUUGCACCAAAGUUUCUUUGCAGGUUCUUUGAAGCUUCUUUAUCAUCAUACGUUGGUUUGAUAUUGUUUUUGAUGCAUCUUUUCACAUGGGUUUUGCUUAUUGAGUGAUUAUCUGUUGUGGGUAUUUGAUACAAAUUGAAAAAAAGAUGAUUAGAUUUGGUAUUUAGGGUUUUGGUUAUUGAAGAUUUUAUUAAUUAGGGUUUGAUUAGGGUUUGAUUAAGAUUCUUGUAUUGGAUGGGUUGAUUUAGAUCCAGCUGUUUGUGGGUUUCAAAUUUUUGUUUUGGUAUUUGCAUAUCUCAUUCUAAUCUAUUCAGAGGUUGAGGUUCUUUAGGUUUGACUUUGACUUUGACUUUUGGGUACUUUCUUGUACAUGUAUAAUGUUUGAUUUGAUCCAUUAUAUGUGUUUUGUAAUUGAAUCAUAGCAAAUUUUCUUGCCUGUAUAUAUAUGUUUUAUUGAGGAUUGGGUUCAAGUUUUGACCUUUUUGGGAAAAAAAAAGUCAAACACAUAUUCUUGUUCAUGUAGUUUUGCAAAUCAAUCAUUUCACAAAUCUUUCUUUAUGUUGGGAAUCCAUCUCAAUCAUAAAAAAGUUUCUUUCUUUCUUUGAGUUCUUGUUAGCUAUGAAAGUUUAUGAUUUGUCCUUUUUGUGAUAAAGUCAAACCCCUAAUCAUCCUGGGACUUUGACUAAAUCGAUGGCGAAUUCAUCCGAACCGUCAUCAUCCAUAAGCUUCACCUCAUCUUCACACAUAUCUAACGGCGCAACUAGCUACAACAUACCCCCACCAUCAAUCCCCGAGCCACGGUCGAAUAUUGAAAUCAUUGGCUUAAAUAGACUCAGCACAAACCUAGAGAAGCUCGUAUUCGAUUCAGGUUCUGAAUCUGAUUGCAAUUACAGCGAUGCUGAAGUUGUUGUUGAGGGUAUUUCUGUAGGCAUUCAUCGGUGUAUUUUAGCCACUAGAAGUACGUUUUUUAGCGAUUUGUUUAAGAAGAACAAAGGUUGUGUAGAGAAGGACAGUAAGCCGAAAUAUAACAUGAGUGAUUUGUUGCCGUAUGGGAGCGUUGGGUAUGAUGCGUUUCUCGUGUUUUUAAGCUAUGUUUAUACUGGGAAACUGAAAGCGUCUCCUCCGGAGGUUUCAACCUGCGUUGAUGAUGGGUGUCUUCAUGAUGCUUGUUGGCCUGCUAUUAACUUUGCUGUUGAGUUGACUUAUGCGUCUUCGGUUUUUCAAGUUCCGGAAUUAGUUUCGCUUUUUCAGCGUCGUCUUCUCAACUUUGUGGACAAGGCUCUUGUUGAAGACGUGAUCCCGAUCCUUGUUGUGGCCUUUCACUGUCAGUUGCAAAACGUCUUAUCUCGUUGCAUUGACCGAGUAGUUAGGUCAAAGCUCGAUACUAUUUCCAUUGAAAAAGAGCUUCCAUUUGAAGUCACCCAAAUGAUCAAAUCCAUUGAUAACAUCAUCCAAGAAGAUGACGAACAUACAGUCGAAUCAGAAGUCGUGUUACGUGAAAAGAGAAUUAAAAGCAUACACAAAGCAUUAGACUGUGACGAUGUUGAGCUUGUGAAAAUGAUUUUAGACGAAUCCAAAAUCACGUUAGAUGAAGCCUGCGCUCUUCAUUAUGCGGUCAUGUAUUGUAAUCAAGAAGUUGCUAAGGAGAUUCUUAACUUAAACCGUGCGGAUGUUAAUCUUAGAAACUCACGAGAUUACACCGUGCUUCAUGUUGCUGCCAUGCGUAAAGAACCAUCACUUAUUGUUUCGAUUCUAAGCAAAGGCGCGUGUGCAUCGGAUACUACUUUUGAUGGACAAAGUGCGGUUAGUAUUUGCAGGAGACGAACAAGGCCCAAGGAUUAUUAUGUGAAAACCGAACACGGGCAAGAAACAAAUAAAGAUCGUAUAUGCAUCGAUGUUUUGGAGCGGGAAAUAAAGAGGAAUCCGAUGAUAGGCGAUGUUUCCGUGUGUUCUUCAGCAGUGGCUGAUGAUUUGCAUAUGAAUUUACUCUACUUAGAAAACCGAGUGGCAUUUGCUCGACUGUUAUUUCCGUCAGAAGCGAAACUAGCAAUGGAAAUUGCGCAUGCCCAAACGACUGCACAGUAUCCGGGUCUAUUGGCAUCGAAAGGGUCAAAUGGUAACUUAAGGGAGAUGGAUUUGAACGAGACACCGUUGGUGCAGAACAAAAGAUUGCUUUCAAGAAUGGAAGCCCUUUCCCGGACAGUGGAAAUGGGUAGGCGAUAUUUCCCUCAUUGUUCAGAGGUUCUGGAUAAGUUCAUGGAGGACGAUCUACAGGAUCUUUUUAUCCUCGAGAAGGGUACCGAAGAAGAACAAGAAAUCAAAAGGACGCGAUUUAUGGAGCUUAAAGAAGAUGUCCAAAGAGCCUUUACCAAGGACAAGGCCGAGCUUCAUCGCGGUUUGUCCUCAUCAAUGUACACCCCCACAGUGAGAAACGGGUCAAAGAGUAAAGCCCGCAAAUACUCAUGAAACCCCCGUGUUUCUUUGAUGAUCUUUUAACACGCUUUUACGUGCCUAAUAUUAGAGGCAAAACAUAUGUAUGAAGAAAUAAUGGUGGUGCAUGAUGAUGUUUAGGGCUCAGGUUUAGGGUUUAUAUGUACUAAAUUUUGUGAUUUGACGCUAAAAAUGCUAUGUUGUUUUUUUUUUUUUUGGAUAAUAUGGUGUGAAAGCUAACGCCUUUUACUAGUAGCAUGUUAAUGUUUGUGUUUGAAUCAUAGUUUUUUAUGCAUGUUUGUUUUA
Molecule: messenger RNA, 2835 nt
Organism: Helianthus annuus (common sunflower)
Lineage: Eukaryota; Viridiplantae; Streptophyta; Magnoliopsida; Asterales; Asteraceae
Product: BTB/POZ domain and ankyrin repeat-containing protein NPR1
Exons: 4
Coding region: 790-2565 (591 amino acids)
Biological process (GO): defense response to bacterium; regulation of salicylic acid mediated signaling pathway; defense response to fungus
Cellular component (GO): nucleus
Molecular function (GO): protein binding
Source: RefSeq, a predicted model, not a curated record